AUGCCGACCGGAAGUGUCGGAAUUAAGCGGGCUCGACUAGAUCGAUCAGUCGUCAUUCUCUUGGACGACCCGGAUGAUACACCUUCCCAUAAGGUCCAAAUCACUUCAGAAAUGGAACGAUUACAUCGACUACACGGUACUUCGCUCAUUCUCGAUGCUUGCCAACUGUUGAACCUUUCGUGCUAUGCGUCAGCAACGACCAUUUUCCACCGAUUCUAUCACCGAGUGUCCCUGAAAACCUGUUGUGUUUGGAGUGCUGCAAUGGCGAGCAUCGUGCUGGCCGCAAAGGUGGAAGAAGUUGCUAUCGCACUCCGGAACGUGAUCGCGACGUUCUCUCAUUUGUAUCGCAGACGUCGCUUGCUGGUUUCCUGCGAUCAAAGCGAGUUACGAGCGAUACUGUCGCAUCCCUCCGUAGCCGCAUCGUCCGUCAUGACGGAAACGGCUUCCUGGACGAAUGUGGAGAACGAACGAGCGAAGCUGGUAAACGUGCCGCCCAUUCUGUCUCCAAAGGGAUCUAUAUACAAAGAUUGGUUUGAUGCAAUUAUUGAUACAGAGAAUCAGAUUUUGCGUCAGCUGGGUUUUACGUUGCACUGGAUUCCCGAUCAUCGUCCCCAUAAGUUUCUGUCCUAUUUUUUACUGGCUCUGCAAAUCGACGAUGAGCUCUUUACACAGUCGGCUUGGAAUUAUUGUAACGAUUCAUGUCGGCUGGAUCUAUGCGUCCGAUAUCAGCCGGAAGUAAUUGCCUGCGCGACGUUGUAUGCGACAGCCUUAGAGUUUCGCUGGGAACUACCGAUGCAGCCAGAGCCGUGGUGGGCUGUUUUUUGUGGGGGAAAUUGUGAUCGACAUCUCUUUCGAGCCGUUAAUACUAUCCUCGGGUUAGUAGACAAAGCCAACCUGGAUGUUUGUGUGGCAUCGAAAGCUUUUGUCCGUUCGUUAGUUGACAAUGGAAGUUUCGUAGAUCCUGAUCACUUUAUUUGGUUCACGCUCGAGAAGAGAGAGGGUGGCGAAGGAAGCUUGACUACCUAG
Molecule: messenger RNA, 1026 nt
Organism: Phaeodactylum tricornutum CCAP 1055/1
Lineage: Eukaryota; Bacillariophyta; Bacillariophyceae; Surirellales; Neidiaceae
Exons: 1
Coding region: 1-1026 (341 amino acids)
Biological process (GO): regulation of transcription by RNA polymerase II
Cellular component (GO): nucleus
Molecular function (GO): cyclin-dependent protein serine/threonine kinase regulator activity
Source: RefSeq, a predicted model, not a curated record